AUGGAGGACGAAAAGGACACAAAUCUUGAAAAGAAAGAGGAUGAAACAGGAGACAAGAUCGAUGAAGAAACACUAGACAUAGACUACUCAAGAGGUGAGGAGUUUGAAAGAAUGUUUAAUGAAGAGUACAAAAUUUGGAAAAAAGAAACUCCAUUUUUGUACGAUUUUGUCAUUUCACGCGCACUUGAAUGGCCUUCACUCACCGUUGAAUGGCUUCCUGAUCAGAUAGAAUCACCAGAUGGGGAGUAUUCUAUCCAAAAGAUUAUCUUUGGGACCCACACUUCAGAUGAUGAACCUAAUUAUCUCAUUAUUGCACAAGUCAAGCUUCCUUUAUUUGAUGUGGAGUAUGAUGAUUCUCAUGACAAUGAGUAUGAACAUUCUGGACGCAAGAUUGAAGUGGUGCAACAAAUUUGUCAUGAAGGAGAGGUGCAUAGGGCUCGUUAUAUGCCUCAAAACAGCUGUGUAAUUGCUACAAAAACAAUUGAUUCAGAAGUUUAUGUUUUUGAUUAUCUGCGUCAUCCAAUUAAGCCUUGUCCUGAUGAACAAUUCAAUCCUGAUUUGAUAUUGAAAGGUCAUGAAAGUGAUGGAUUUGGGUUAUCAUGGAGUAAAUUCAAACAAGGUUUGUUGUUGAGUGGCUCUUAUGAUGAAAAAAUUUGCAUGUGGGACAUAAAUGGGACCCCAGUGAAUCAUGCUUUGGAUGCAAUGCAAAUAUAUAAGGUUCAUAAUGGUCCUGUUGAAGAUGUAGCAUGGAGUUUGAAGCAUGACUACUUAUUUGGUUCAUGUGGUGAUGAUAAAUACUUGCAUAUAUUUGAUCUCCGCUCUCCAUGUCUCACUAAACCCAUUCAGACCUUAAUGGCCCACCAAAAUUCUAUUAACUGCUUGGCAUUCAAUCCUUUUAACGAAUGGAUAGUGGCAACGGGGUCUGUAGACAAUACAGUGAAGCUGUUUGAUUUGCGAAAAUUCACAAGUGCUCUCCAUAUAUUUAAUUUUCACUUGAAUGAGGUGAUUCAGGUUGGGUGGAGCCCACAGAAUGAGACAAUUUUAGCUUCUUGUUGUGCUGGUAGGAGACUCCUGGUCUGGGAUCUUAGUAGGAUUGGGGAAGAACAAUCGUCACGGGAUGCAGAAGAUGGGCCACCUGAGCUGAUGUUCAUCCAUGGUGGACAUACAGAUAGAGUUGUGGAUUUGUCAUGGAAUCCAUGUGAGGAUUGGGUGAUUGCUAGUGUUGCUGAUGAUAACAUUCUCCAAGUAUGGCAGAUGGCUGAUCAUAUUUACAAUGAUGAGUGA
This is a messenger RNA of Lactuca saligna, 1284 nucleotides long. The record is from the annotation of a GenBank genome assembly. NCBI's taxonomy places the organism in Eukaryota, Viridiplantae, Streptophyta, Magnoliopsida, Asterales, Asteraceae.